Paramecium pentaurelia is the source of this 3264-nucleotide messenger RNA. NCBI's taxonomy places the organism in Eukaryota, Ciliophora, Oligohymenophorea, Peniculida, Parameciidae. The record is from the annotation of a GenBank genome assembly.
AUGUCUAGAAAUAUAGGAGACUUUACUUUCAAUUCUAACGAAUAUAUUGGAUAAGGUACUUUAGGGAAAGUAAGAUUAAUUUAUUGAAAAUUAGUUACAUCAAGGCAUAAAUAAAAAAAAUGGCCAAGAAGUUGUUUUAAGAUUAUUAUAAAAAUCAUUACUGAAAGAUGAUAAUAUAAUGUCAGCAGCUUUGGCAGAGGAGAUGGCUCUUAUGCAAAAACUAAAACACCCAAAAAUUAAUCCUAUAAUAGAUGUUAUUGAAUCUUAAACAUUUUUUUAUGUAGUCUGUCCUUAUCGAUAAUCUAAUUUGCAAACGUAAUGUUCCAGUUUAGUAUUAGGAUUCUUUAAAAGUAAAUUAAAUUGUCUGAAGCAGAAACAAUAAAACUCAUCAAUGAUCUUAUUGAUGGCUUUUCAGAAUUAAUUAAACAAGGUAUAAUCCAUAGAGAUUUAAGACCGAGCAACAUCCUUUAUGAAAAUGGAUCCUAUAUUAUUUCAGGUAUGCUUUAAUGAUUUAUCAAUAUAGAUCCUGGUUUUAUAUAGACGAUAGAAAGUUUCAAGAGAGACAAUAAGACCAAACCCCAACAAUUUUAUUAUUCAUCUCCAUAAGUACUUGAGAAUAAGGCUAACUAUUCAAAUAAAUGCGAUGUUUGGUCAUUAGGUGUGAUUAUAUAUGAAUGUCUUACUGGAGUAUUACCUUUUCAAACUUCAAGUGUGGAAGAGUAUUUAAAAGUUUGUCGAUCAAAAAAGAUUGAAUUUCAAUAGGGUUCGAUGACUGGGGGCAUGAAGUCAUUUAUUGAAGGUUGCUUAGUAUAUUAAGAAGGUACUUGAUAUUUGAAAUAAAUCAUAGAGAAAAGAAUGGAUUGGACAAAAUUAUUGAGGGAUCCAAUUAUAAGUGCUAAGUUGCAAAACAAAAAUGAAGAAAUUGGCAAGGAUAAUAAAAAAUAUUUAAUGACUCAAAUAAGAUAGAAGAUAAUCAAAAAGAACCUAGAUUUGUAGGAAGUUUAUGAGAGGAUAGACGAAAAUCAUAAUGGUUUAUUAGAUUUUGAUGAAUUUACUGCAUUUAUAAGUAUGAUUGACAAAAAAGUGACAAGGGAAGAUUGUUACUAUAUAUUCUAAUAAAUAGAUAAGGAUGGAAGUAAUAGUAUCUCAUUUGACGAAUUUAAAGUAUGGAUUAGUAGUAAUAAUAAUAGAAUGGCAUUUUUUAAGAUUAAUAAACCAGAUAAUGUACAAAAUAAUAAAUUAAAUAAUAACCCAAUUUAAUAACCUAAAAAUAGUAAAUUAAAUCAACCAUAAGAAUAAUAUCAAUAAAAUCAGGUUAAUUAAUAGAUUCCAUACUAAUAACCAUUAAAUUAUUAAUAGUAAUAAUAACAGUAAUAAUAAUAAUAAUACUAAUAAUAAUAAUAAUAAUAAUAAUAAUAAUAAUAAUAAUAAUAAUAAUAAUAAUAAUAAUAAUAAUAAUAAUAAUAAUAAUAAUAAUAAUAAUAAUAAUAAUAAUAAUAAUAAUAAUAAUAAUAAUAAUAAUAAUAAUAAUAAUAAUAAUAAUAAUAAUAAUAAUAAUAAUAAUAAUAAUAAUAAUAAUAAUAAUAAUAAUAAUAAUAAUAAUAAUAAUAAUAAUAAUAAUAAUAAUAAUAAUAAUAAUAAUAAUAAUAAUAAUAAUAAUAAUAAUAAUAAUAAUAAUAAUAAUAAUAAUAAUAAUAAUAAUAAUAAUAAUAAUAAUAAUAAUAAUAAUAAUAAUAAUAAUAAUAAUAAUAAUAAUAAUAAUAAUAAUAAUAAUAAUAAUAAUAAUAAUAAUAAUAAUAAUAAUAAUAAUAAUAAUAAUAAUAAUAAUAAUAAUAAUAAUAAUAAUAAUAAUAAUAAUAAUAAUAAUAAUAAUAAUAAUAAUAAUAAUAAUAAUAAUAAUAAUAAUAAUAAUAAUAAUAAUAAUAAUAAUAAUAAUAAUAAUAAUAAUAAUAAUAAUAAUAAUAAUAAUAAUAAUAAUAAUAAUAAUAAUAAUAAUAAUAAUAAUAAUAAUAAUAAUAAUAAUAAUAAUAGUAAUAAUAAUAGUAAUAAUAAUAGUAAUAAUAAUAAUAAUAAUAGCUAAUAAGCUAAUAAUAAUUAUUGAAUUAAUAUCCAAUCAAUUCACCAAAAUAAAAAUAAUUAUAUACCUAAGUUUAACCUUAAAUGUUUCCUUAAUCUCAAAUAUCAAGUUCCGGGUCUUUUCCAGCUGGUGCAGGUUUUGGUAGAAGUGAUAAAUUAGAAAGAGCAAUUUUAAUAAUAAGAAAUUCUAUUAAAUUAAAGUAAAUAGAUAUUUUAAGUUUAUUCUAAUAAUCCGAUUACGAUAAAGACAACUUCUUAAAUUUCUUAGAAUUUAGUCAAUUAAUUUGGAGUUUAAAUAAUUAAUUAACAGUUGAAGAAAUUUCUGACUUAUUUAAGGUGUUUAAUUUGAAUAGUGAUGAAUAUAUAUCAUUUGUGGAAUUCCGUUUAGUUAUCAAUUUGGCAAAUGAAAAGAAAUAAAUUCCAUCUUAAUAAAUUCCAAUGAACUAACCUUUUUAAUAAAAUAAUAAUAAUUAUAACACUUCAAUUUAGCAACCAAAUAUUUAAUUUAGAGGAAAUAUUCAAUAGCCAAACCAAAACAAUUAUUUGUUUUAAAACGAUUAAUUUAAUCCACCCCAAAACUAUUAAAAUCACUAGUAUGUUCCUAACUAAGGGAUUAACAAUAAUAAAAUUUAAAAGAAAUAAAAUGAUGCUUUAUUAUUGGAAAUGUUGAAUUAAAAAUAAGCAAAAAAAGAUUAGAAGAAGAAAGAAAGAGAAAGGGAGGAAGCUAAAAAACGACAAUAAAAUCAAUUCUUACCUAAAGAAGAUAAUCAUCAAUUACAAUAGGUUUAAAUAUUAAGAACUUCUAAAUUAAAAUAACAGGAUAAAUAAAAAUCAAUUUUAGAAACACCAAAAUAUCCUAAAGAAAAUAUAAGCUCAUAAAAUAAAAUACCUUCAUCUCGCCCUUCUCCUCAAAAUGAUAAAAGAAAGGCUGAGCAACCAUUAAUUACUUAUUCUUAACCUAAAAAUUAAGAGGAGAAUUAGAAUCAACAAAAGUCUUCUACUUAGAAUGUGAAUUAAUAAAGAUAUUUGACAGAUUAAUAUUAUAAUACAAUAGGUUCUAAAUUGGAUCAAGAAUUAGCUGAGAGUACCAAUAUAAUUCAGACAUCUUCAAUUCCAAAUUUUAAUAAUAAACCCUACAGGAAAGUGUUAGAUGAAAAAAUAGAUAAGUUUUAUUAUUCAAGUAGAUGA